Homo sapiens (human) is the source of this 3692-nucleotide messenger RNA. RefSeq names its product TNF alpha induced protein 1 (gene TNFAIP1). Gene Ontology annotation, molecular function: ubiquitin-like ligase-substrate adaptor activity; cyclin binding. Gene Ontology annotation, cellular component: endosome; nucleus; cytoplasm. Gene Ontology annotation, biological process: positive regulation of DNA replication; protein homooligomerization; protein ubiquitination. NCBI's taxonomy places the organism in Eukaryota, Metazoa, Chordata, Mammalia, Primates, Hominidae. The record is from RefSeq and is a predicted model, not a curated record. The coding region runs from base 211 to 1386 and encodes 391 amino acids. The transcript has 7 exons.
ACAGCUUGGGACUGCUGAGGGGCAGGCGGCUGCAGGCUAGGGGCGGCUCGGAGUCCGCUGGCCACCCAGCUGAGAGGAGAGGCGCCCCCGGGGACGCACUGAGAUUAUGAGGCUCUGGCCUCCACUGGCCACUCACUCGUGACCCUUUCCACCACGGCGGAGCCUUCCAAGCCUACCUCCUGCCGUGUGGUGAUCUACCUGCAGCGGGAGAUGUCGGGGGACACCUGCCUGUGCCCAGCCUCAGGGGCCAAGCCCAAGCUCAGUGGCUUCAAGGGAGGAGGGUUGGGCAACAAGUAUGUCCAGCUCAACGUGGGCGGCUCUCUGUACUACACCACUGUGCGGGCCCUGACCCGCCACGACACCAUGCUCAAGGCCAUGUUCAGUGGGCGCAUGGAGGUGCUGACCGACAAAGAAGGCUGGAUCCUCAUAGACCGUUGUGGAAAGCACUUUGGCACCAUUUUGAAUUACCUCCGAGAUGACACCAUCACCCUCCCUCAGAACCGGCAAGAAAUCAAGGAAUUGAUGGCUGAAGCAAAGUAUUACCUCAUCCAGGGGCUGGUGAAUAUGUGCCAGAGUGCCCUGCAGGACAAGAAGGACUCCUACCAGCCUGUGUGCAACAUCCCCAUCAUCACAUCCCUAAAGGAGGAGGAGCGGCUCAUCGAAUCCUCCACCAAGCCCGUGGUGAAGCUGCUGUACAACAGAAGCAACAACAAGUAUUCCUACACCAGCAACUCUGACGACCACCUGCUGAAAAACAUCGAGCUGUUUGACAAGCUCUCCCUGCGCUUCAACGGCCGCGUGCUCUUCAUCAAGGAUGUCAUUGGUGACGAGAUCUGCUGCUGGUCCUUUUAUGGCCAGGGCCGUAAGCUGGCAGAGGUGUGCUGUACCUCCAUCGUGUAUGCCACGGAGAAGAAGCAGACCAAGGUGUGGGGGAUUGCCCCUGCCUGGGUAGGGGAGGACACACACCCACUGUGCGGGGGACGUGGUCGGGCUGUGACCAGCACGGAGCAAAAGGGGCAUGGACUUGGCUCUUUUUUCCAAACACGGUGGAAUUCCCAGAGGCCCGAAUCUAUGAGGAGACACUCAACGUCCUACUCUAUGAGACUCCCCGCGUCCCCGACAACUCCUUGUUGGAGGCCACAAGCCGUAGCCGCAGCCAGGCUUCCCCCAGUGAAGAUGAGGAGACCUUUGAACUGCGGGACCGUGUCCGCCGCAUCCACGUCAAGCGCUACAGCACUUACGAUGACCGGCAGCUCGGCCACCAGUCUACCCAUCGCGACUGACCAGACCCUCAGGGAGUCAGGGCACGGGAGGCCCUAUCUCCCAUCCUGUGGAACCCGCCCCAUUGGCCACCCCAUGCUGCUGCUGCCUGGGUCUCUGCUCUAGCACCCAGAGGCAUGACAGGCCCUGCUCAGAGGUCAGAGGGUCUGGGCAGAGGAGGGACCACAUUCCCCUGCCUUGCCCCUGAGCACUUCUGGAGACUGCGUCCUGUCCUAUCUGCUCACCAUCACCCUUCCUGCCCGACGGAGCUGCUUCUGCUCCCUGGGGCAUAUGGACUGACCCACCUCCUGCUGAGAACCUUCCCCUAGGCCCUGUGCAGAAGGCUACUGCCCCUUAGGCCUCAGCUGGGGGAAAGGCAGUUCUGGUGCUGUAGAGGCCCUGGUGCAGAAAGUGGGACGUCUUUUUUCCUAAGGUGUUUAAGCACAGGCUUGAUAAGUUUGGUUUUUAAAAAAUAAUCUAGGAAAUGAAUAAUUCUAAAUCUAGUAAUGAGGAAACUGAGCAUUUCUUUUGCCCUCCAGGGUGCCAAGACCCUACAUAUGACAGAACCCUUGGCCCUUCUCCAUGCCUGUGGGAUCUGUUUCUUUAAAGCACUUUGUACUGUUAUUCAGGAGGUUGAUAAUCUCCUUGACCCAUGUCUUUCUACCCUAAUCCCCACUUCCCUGCAGAAUCAAUCUGAGGGAGGGGAUAAAGAGGAAGCAAUAAAAAAAAAACAUCCGACAGAGCAGCUCUGGCUUUGCAGCCUGGCCAGCAGCUCAGAGUGCACCGAGGAGGGAAGGAUGGCUAAGCUGGGACCGGCAGUCCUCACAGGGUGCCUGUGAGAAAGGACAUUUUACCCCCACAUCAUAGUCACAUCACUGACUCCUAGGUCUAGCACGACUGCUCUUUGUGAUUCUCUUGAGUACCCUUGGCUUCCAGCCAUGCUGUCCUCACAUACGGUAAAGCCAAAGAGCUGUCACAUGGGCCAGAAACAUGAGCCACGGCAGGAAGACCGUGGAGCCCGUGGGCACUGCAUGGUGUUGGCUGGCAUGCCCAUCAGCUGAGGACAGCAAACUCCCAGCAGCCCCUACAGAGGUGGCACAUGCUUGGCCACACAUCUACUCCCUGCCCACACCAUCUAUGCUCUUGGUUGGUGCUGGCUGGGAUGGCGGUUCUGCCCAGUGGUGUCUCUGAGCGCGGGAUGACAGGAGCAACCGAAGCACCCUGAAGGCCUUCACUCCUUGUUGGGUAACUCAGCCAUGGAGAUGCCAAGCACUAGCCAGGAGGUGAGUUCCUCUUUAGGGCUUUGGUUUUCAUUCCUUUUUGUUUGGCUUGGCCAAACCAGAAUUCAGCUUAUCUGAAUUAUUUUCCAAAGGAAUGCUGUCAGGGAGGGACUGUUCUGCCAGCCUAACAAAGCAACGUAGCCACGUAUAGUACCCACUUUCUGCUCUUUGGAGAGAACACAGGUUAUCAAGUUCAUCUCUCUUGACUACUCUUAUGAUAGCUGAUGCCACAGAGCCUAUGGGCAAAUGCCAGACCCAGGGUUAGACACAAGGACCUGAAGUGACAUGACGGCGGGACAGGGGAAAUGUGACUUUCUAAUUAGGCAUUUUAUGUUAGUCACAGUCUUGAAUGUAUAAACAGCACUAAGACUCUCAGGUCAGGUACCUUGGUGAUCAGCUACUAGUUCUUCCAGCCCUCAUUGAGGUAACAAGAUAAAGACAAAUCCACUUCUUUGGCCAAAUUCAGGCUUUGGCUUUAUGACUUUCCCACAGAGACUGGAAUGCGUCAGCCUGAGACCACUGGCCUAUUUUCUCAGCUGCCCUCUUGAGGUCCUUUAACACUCAAAUUCCCAGCUCCCCACUGAGGUGUUGUGAUGCUUGCCUUUUGACCUCCCCAUCCCCUUUAGUCCCUGCUUACUACUUUGACAUUCACAUCCUCAGUGUCUCAGUCUUUUUUGCCGAGAAAGCACAGUAGUCUGGGACUGGGCAUUUAUCUUCUCUGACUGAAAAUCUCUCCUUGGUCUUAAGGAAAAUACUAACAUUGAACUCACUGACAUGAUCUUAGCUUCUUUAAUCAGACUUUGUGACUUAAAAGUUUGGGGGUUUUCUUUGAAAGUUUCCAGCCCUAUUCAGAAAGCAACUCUUGGCUGUGUGCAUUUUUCAACUCCAAGCAGCCCAGGGGUAAGUAAACAAAGUAUGGAUGAAGGUCAGAUUUUCUUGUCAGUUUCUGAGAAACCUGGCAGCCUGCUGUUAACAACACAGGCCAGUAUUGGGUUUUAUUGAAUUUGGUAUGUGACCAAGGUCGGCCUAAAGGAUGGCGCAGGUCCUGGGCAGGAAAGAAUUUUUCCUUUAUCACAUAACUGUAAUAUUUGGUUGCUCAGCAUAAGUGAUGGAAGCAAACACUAAUUUCUAAUAAAAUUGUGUUAAACUCAA